Messenger RNA from Trametes versicolor FP-101664 SS1, 1162 nucleotides. Its product is annotated as zf-DHHC-domain-containing protein. Gene Ontology annotation, cellular component: Golgi apparatus; endoplasmic reticulum. Lineage: Eukaryota; Fungi; Basidiomycota; Agaricomycetes; Polyporales; Polyporaceae. Gene Ontology annotation, molecular function: protein-cysteine S-palmitoyltransferase activity. The record is from RefSeq and is a predicted model, not a curated record. The transcript is spliced from 7 exons. Bases 76 to 1104 code for a protein of 342 amino acids. Gene Ontology annotation, biological process: protein targeting to membrane; peptidyl-L-cysteine S-palmitoylation.
CCCUUGCUGGACCUACGGCUCCCAUUGCCUCCGCGGCCUCGUAAACCUGACGACGACGAUAUACUUGACGGCGUAAUGAUCCACAGACGAUGGUAUCACUUUAUACCGCUUUUCAUCGCGUUCGUCAUGAUGCUAGCUCCCCAUCCAUCCCUCCUGGCAAUAUUUGUCAACUACUACUAUCGCGUGCAUGAUGCACCGCUACGCGGAUUCGUGCAUAUGCUUGUCAUCUACACCCUCACGUUUCUCGCUAUAUCCUCCUUAAUCGUCGUACUCGCGCGCGACCCUGGCCCGGUCACUGGCGACAAGAAUCAAGGAGAGGAAGGGGGUGACGGGGCUGACGGAGAGGGCGAGAGCUUUUUGGAUGCGCUACUAGCACCGCCAGAAGGGGAGGCAGCUCACGGGCCCGGACGAUGGUGCAAGAGGUGCUCUGCCCCCAAGCCCGAGCGCGCCCACCAUUGCGGAACAUGCGGGAGAUGUGUGCUGAGAAUGGACCAUCAUUGCAUGUGGCUGGGACAUAAAUGCAUUGGUCACCGGACACACGCGUCGUUCGUGCAUUUCCUCUUCUGCGUUACCGCGCUCGCGGCAUAUGUCGCAAUCCUUUGCUCGACUGUGGUCUAUUGGGCGUUUACCCACCCCCUCAACAUCGACGAAACCACGCCAAUCCAUGCCAUAUCUUUGGCGCUUUAUGGCAUGGUCAUUGCAAUGGUCAUCGGCUCGUUCUUUGGCUGGCACCUGUACCUCAUCACGUCCAACCAGACCACGAUAGAGUCGCUCUCUCCGUUCUGGCUACUGCGACACAUCCCUCCUCUGCCGGACAAUGCCGACUCGCGUAGGCUGUCGAACCCUCCGCUAGAGCACGAGCUGUCGUUCGAACAGCGGAUGCUAGUACGCGACGCCCACCGCCAUAUACGCCUGUACGACAUCGGCGCGCGGAACAACUGGGCCCAGGUGUUCGGAUGGUCGCGUCCGUGGGGUUGGCUUUAUCGCUUAGCCAUUGGGGGUGGCUGCACGGGCGAUGGGCGCAGCUUUCCCCGCAACCCUCGGUCGGACGAGAUGCUAUCUCGCCUAGCCGCUGGGCUUGUGAGCGCGGACAAGGAUCGCUGAUCUUCGCCGUCCCCGAGGCUAAGCCUGUUGUAUACCCCCACAUGCUAAUGGAUGAGAU